CCUUUUUGCCUUCUAGAAGUUUCAAAUGCCACAACGAAUACCACGGAAAAAGCUUUGUUUGGGGUGAAAGGAAAUGGCAACGGCGGCAAUGGGUGGUGGAUUUAUGAACCAAAUUAUGAGAAGUAACACCGUUUCCUUGGUGGGUAAGGCUGCGGCACCGCCAUGGCCAUCAAGCUAUUUUUUGGUAUCCCUAAAGAGAAAAGGAAUAGGAUUUCAACUCUACUGCUGCAGUAACAUCAAUAACAACAACAGUAAUACUUACUUAACAUUAAAAGACGAAGAGCUUAUGCGACAGUGCGAAUUGAACACCUUCAAAGCCUCGGGGCCCGGCGGUCAGCACCGUAAUAAGCGAGAGUCUGCCGUUCGUCUCAAGCACCUUCCGACCGGUAUCAUUGCUCAGGCCGUUGAAGACCGUUCCCAACACAUGAAUCGUGCUUCUGCCUUAGCUCGUCUUCGUACUCUCAUUGCUCUCAAAGCUAAUUGCUGUUUGAUUGAUAUGAAUGAAGUUAGAAAUCCGGUCUCCCUUGAAUCGUAUUCACCGCCUCCCGAGCUUCUUCAAAUUCUUCCCCGAAACUCAACGCUCAGGAGAUCUGAUUCUGGUCCCCAAAUUGGGCCUAACAAUCCCAAGUUUAUAUUGGGUAUGCAGGCUCUGCUUGAUCUAAUCUUUGCAGUUGAUGGGUCUAUAUCUGAUGCUGCAAAGCUUCUGGGGAUGAGUACAGGGGCACUUUCGCGGUUAAUACUAUCGGAUGAUUCUCUUUGGAAGGCAGUAAACGAGUUGAGGGCUUCCAAGGGUAUGAAGCCAUUGAAGUAGCACUAUCAUAUGUGGAUGCUAAUUAUCCCUCUGCAUAUCAGUUGUUUUCAUGGUGUGGUUACCAUUGUUGCAGCCUUGCAAGUAGCACAAGUGAGGGUCUCAACAAUGUACUAGUGCUAAGUGCUAACGCAUGUAUCAUGAUCAUGAUUUUAUUUUAUUUUUGCUUAAAUCUUCCAUACUUUACUAAAUGAUAGAUUAUGGUACAUCCACAUUGUAAUGAGUUUUCAGCAUUUUUACAACUGAAUUGGUAUCCAGUUAAUUUAUGCUUAUAUUAUUUCAUUUUAGGAAAUUAAAAUGUUUCAAUCAAAAUAUAUAAUUAUGUUAUACAAAUCCUAAAUUCUGGAUUGAAAAUACAGUUUUCAAUUAUUCAAAUUUGAAUUGGUAGUCGAUCGAAUGUUUCAUUUUUAAUUAUCCAAAUUUGAAUCUACAAAAUUAUCUAAAAUUUAAUUCCGAAAUAAAUUAUCUAUCGAAUAUUUGAAUUUGCAAAAACUAAUUUCCUUAUUUUAAUAUUUUUGGGAUAUUUAAAUUCGCAAAAUCCUAAUUUAAAUCAUAAAACUAAAAUAAUCCGUAGAUUUGAAAAUCCACAUAAGUUAUCCGACCUGAAUAAGCAAUACGGAUAAUAGAUAUUUUAAGUGUCUGUUUACACCAAAUGAUAUACCACGGUUUCUCCAUGUUAUUCAAUGAAUGAAGAUGUUACAAUAUAUUACAACGUAAAACUUGAAUAGACCAAAAAUUUUACAUAAGUUGCUGCUUGUUUCUCUAAGAUGCUACAUUUUGAUUUUUCCCUUUUCCUUUCUCUUGUAUCUUCUCUAUUCAACUAUGGCAGCAAAAUUUUAUGUUGUUAUACAAGGUAAAUGGACCUAUGAAUGAAUGUUACUUGUACAAAUAACAAUUAUUUUUUUUUACCACAUUACAGCAGCAGCAGCUUUGGUGGGAAAAAUGCUACAAGCUCACGGCUCUCGUUGAAACCUCCGAUUCAGCUUCUGGCGACUGUCCUACCGAUGAAAGGUUUUCCUAAAAUACAAGCACAAGCACAAUCAUGUUUACCAAAUUAUGUUGUAAUGAAUGUAUAAACUGAUCCAUAAGAGACUUGAUGAGUAAGUAAAUACAGCAAAUUGUGUCAGGACUUCCUAUAUGAAAUUAUUUUUGUCCAAUUGGGCAAGGAUGCUUUUUCCCA
Gossypium raimondii (Peruvian cotton) is the source of this 1988-nucleotide messenger RNA. RefSeq lists its product as uncharacterized. NCBI's taxonomy places the organism in Eukaryota, Viridiplantae, Streptophyta, Magnoliopsida, Malvales, Malvaceae. Bases 74 to 811 code for a protein of 245 amino acids. Gene Ontology annotation, molecular function: translation release factor activity. Gene Ontology annotation, cellular component: chloroplast. The transcript has 6 exons. Gene Ontology annotation, biological process: translational termination. The record is from RefSeq and is a predicted model, not a curated record.